This is a messenger RNA of Danio rerio (zebrafish), 7113 nucleotides long. The record is from RefSeq and is a predicted model, not a curated record. Lineage: Eukaryota; Metazoa; Chordata; Actinopteri; Cypriniformes; Danionidae.
AGGCACGGAGAAGAGGACCCACACAUGAACCAUAGCAUGGGCCACUUAUACCGUCCAAACAUGGCAACUCACGAAGCAGAUUCCGAAGCCGGUGUUGGAUUUUGUGGAAAGAUGUGGCUGUUUUGUGCUGCACUGCUGGCUCUGGGCUCUGUCGACUCUGUCAAUGGGGACUCAAAAGCAGUUACAACGACACUGACUACUAAAUGGCCCUCGACACCUCUCCUGUUGGAAGCCAGCGAGUUCCUUGCCGAGGAGAGUCAGGACAAGUUCUGGGCCUUUGUGGAAGCCAACCAGAACAUUGAGAAUGAUCAUGAUGACACGGAUCAGGCUUACUAUGACCUGAUCCUGAAGAGAGCUGGUGAGCUGCUGAGCCCAGUGCAGUUAAACCUGCUGAAGUUCUCCUUAUCUCUGAGGGCUUACUCAUCCACCAUCCAUUCUUUCCAGCAGAUUGCAUCCAAUGAGCCUCCUCCAUCUGGCUGUAAAGCAUUCUUUAAUGUACACGGACAGAAAUCUUGUGAUUCUGAAAGACUACAAGGCAUGCUGGACAAUGCCUUAGAACGGCCAAAGCCAAACCUGUUCAAAGGUGAUCACAGAUACCAUUCAGCCAAUCCUGAUGCACCAGUUGUGAUUUUGUACGCUGAAAUGGGCACCAAAGAAUUCUCCAGACUCCAUCAACUGAUGCUUUCAAAAGCCAACAAGGGCAUGAUCACUUAUGUUCUGCGGCACUUUCUUGCUAGCCCAAGUAAAAGUAAAGUACACCUGUCUGGAUAUGGAGUGGAACUGGCCAUCAAAAACCAGGAGUACAAAGCCAAAGACGACACACAAGUUCAGGCUGGAGCUGAUGCAAAUGCAACGGUAAUAGGUGAAAAUGAUCUGGUGGAUGAAGUGCAGGGCUUUCUUUUUGGCAAACUCAAAACCAUUUACCCUGAACUUAAGGAACAGCUGAAGGAGCUCCGGAAGCAUUUGAUAGAGAGUACCAAUGAAAUGGCUCCACUCAAAGUCUGGCAAAUGCAAGAUCUCAGCUUUCAGACUGCUGCUCGUAUCCUGGCAGCUCCCUCUGUGGAUGCUCUCAAUGUCAUGAAGGAUUUGAGCCAAAACUUUCCCACCAAAGCCAGGUCCAUAACAAAAACGGUGGUUAAUUCGGAGAUCCGUAAGGAGAUUGAGGAGAAUCAAAAGUAUUUUAAGGGGACUUUAGGGCUCCAGCCUGGAGACUCAGCUCUGUUCAUCAAUGGACUCCAUAUUGACUUGGAUGUGCAGGAUAUUUUCAGUGUUUUUGAUGUGUUGAGGAAUGAGGCAAGGGUCAUGGAGGGUCUGCGUAGUCUGCUCAUAGAAACGCCAUACAUCCACGACAUCCUCAAACUCAACGUUCAGCCUUCAGACUCUGACUAUGCCGUAGACAUCCGCAACCCUGCUGUUCACUGGAUUAAUAACCUGGAGACAGACGGCAGAUAUGCUUCCUGGCCCUCUAAUGUGCAAGAACUGCUGCGGCCCACUUUUCCUGGAGUCAUUCGACAGAUCCGGAAGAACUUCCAUAAUCUGGUGAUGAUUCUGGAUCCGACCCAUGAGAACACGGCUGAGCUGCUCGGAGUGGCAGAGAUGUUUUACAGCAACAACAUCCCACUCAGGAUUGGCGUGGUGUUUGUGGUGAACGAUUCUGAUGAUGUUGAUGGGAUGCAAGAUCCUGGUGUGGCUCUUCUUCGAGCUUUCAACUAUAUAGCUGAUGACGUGGACGGCCAAAUGGCCUUCGAUGCUGUCAUAUCAAUAAUGAAUAGGAUUCCCAGUGGAGACAAACUGAAGGUGGAGCAUGUGGUGGGUGUGUUGGAGAAGAGAUAUCCAUAUGUAGAGAUCAGCAGCAUCUUGGGCCCUGACUCUGCUUACGAAAACAACAGAAAAGAGGGAAAGGCAUAUUAUGAGCAGACUGGUGUUGGCCCUCUGCCAGUGGUGUUGUAUAAUGGUAUGCCUUUACAGCGUGAGCAGUUAGACCCUGAUGAACUUGAAACGGUCGUCAUGCACAAGAUCUUGGAGACCACCAGCUUUUUUCAGCGCACUGUCUAUCUGGGUGAGCUGAACAGUGAUCAUGACGUGGUGGAUUAUAUCAUGAAUCAGCCCAACGUGGUCCCUCGAAUCAAUUCCAGAAUUCUGAGCACCAGCAGGAAUUAUCUGGACCUUUCCGCCACCAAUAAUCAUUUUAUUGACGAAUAUGCACGUUUCCUGUUUUUGGAUGCCAAAGACAAGAAUGCAGCGGUGGCCAACAGUAUGAAUUACAUGACAAAGAAAGGGAUGUCAACCAGGGAUGCUUCUGAUGAUGGCAUCAUCCGUCCGGUGACUUUCUGGGUAGUGGGAGACUUUGACCAGCCAUCGGGUCGACAGCUGCUGUAUGAUGCCAUACGUCACAUGAAAACCAGUAAUAAUGUGCGAUUAGGACUGAUCAAUAACCCCAGUGAGAACCCCUCUAAUGAGAACAGUCUGAUCGCUCGAGCCAUAUGGGCAGCCAUGCAGACGCAAACCUCCAACAACGCCAAAAAUUUCAUCACCAAAAUGGCUAAAGAGGAGACGGCGCAGGCUCUUUACGGAGGCAGUGACAUUGCGGAGUUUGCUGUCGGGGGCAUGGAUGUUCCUCUCUUUAAGAGCGCGUAUGAGUCUCCUAAUGUGAACUUCCUGCUGGCUCAUUCUGCGUACUGUAGAGAUGUCCUCAAACUGCAGAAGGGCCAGAGAGCUGUGAUCAGCAAUGGAAGGAUCAUUGGCCCACUGGAGGAAAGGGAGGUCUUUAACCAGGAUGAUUUCCUGCUUUUGGAGAGCAUUAUUCUGAAGACAUCAGGGGAGCGGAUAAAGGGCAAAAUCCAACAGAUGGGCAUGGUAGAGGACAGAGCUAGUGAUCUGGUGAUGAAGGUGGAUGCCCUGCUGUCUUCACAGCCGAAAGGGGAAGCAAGGAUCGAGCACACUUUUGCUGAAGACAGAUACAGCGCUGUGAAAAUCAGACCAAAGGAAGAGGAAGUGUACUUCGAUGUUGUAGCUGUUUUAGAUCCAGUGACCAGAGAUGCUCAGAAACUAGCACCUCUACUCCUGGUAUUGAAGCAGCUGGUGAACGUCAACCUGCGAGUGUUCAUGAACUGCCAGUCCAAGCUCUCUGACCUCCCGCUGAAAAGUUUUUAUCGAUAUGUUUUGGAGCCAGAGAUUGUGUUUCUGACCGAUAGUAGCUUUGCUCCUGGUCCGAUGGCUAAGUUCUUAGAUAUGCCUCAGUCGCCUUUGUUCACUCUGAACCUGAACACCCCAGAAAGCUGGAUGGUUGAGUCUGUCCACACACGUUACGAUCUGGAUAACAUAUACCUUGAAGAGGUGGACAGUGUCGUGGCCGCCGAGUAUGAGUUGGAGUAUUUAUUACUGGAGGGUCACUGUUUUGACGUGACCACAGGUCAGCCUCCCCGUGGUCUGCAGUUCACUCUGGGCACUGCCUCCGACCCUGUCAUAGUGGACACCAUCGUCAUGGCCAACCUGGGUUAUUUCCAGCUGAAAGCAAACCCAGGAGCCUGGAUGCUCAGGCUGAGGAAAGGCAGGUCGGAUGAUAUCUACAAAAUCUACAGUCACGAUGGCACAGACUCUCCAGCCGAAGCUGAUGAUUUAAUCGUCGUCCUUAACAACUUCAAGAGCAAGAUCAUUAAAGUGAAAGUGCAGAAAAAGCCUGAUAUGAUAAAUGAGGAGCUUCUCAGUGAUGGUACCCAUGAGAACGAGUCUGGAUUCUGGACAUCUAUAGCCAGAGGAUUCACUGGUGGUUCAAACCCAGAAGAACCCAAACAGGAAAAAGACGAUGUUAUCAACAUUUUCUCUGUGGCCUCUGGUCAUUUAUACGAGCGGUUCCUCAGGAUAAUGAUGCUGUCUGUGCUCAAACACACCAAGACACCCGUCAAGUUCUGGUUCCUCAAAAACUACCUGUCGCCAACUUUUAAGGAAUUCAUUCCAUAUAUGGCAGAGAAGUAUGGUUUCCAGUAUGAGUUGGUGCAGUAUAAAUGGCCACGUUGGCUUCACCAGCAGACAGAAAAGCAAAGGAUCAUUUGGGGCUAUAAGAUUCUGUUCCUCGACGUGCUCUUCCCGCUGGCUGUGGACAAGUUCCUCUUUGUGGAUGCGGAUCAGAUAGUUCGCACAGACCUGAAGGAGCUGCGAGAUUUUGACCUAGAAGGGGCGCCUUAUGGUUACACACCUUUCUGCGAGAGCCGAAGAGAAAUGGACGGAUAUCGUUUUUGGAAGUCUGGAUACUGGGCCAGUCAUUUGGCCGGACGUAAAUACCACAUCAGUGCUCUGUAUGUGGUCGAUCUGAAGAAGUUCAGGAAGAUUGCAGCUGGAGACCGACUGAGAGGCCAGUACCAGGGUCUGAGUCAAGACCCCAACAGUCUGUCUAAUCUGGACCAGGAUUUGCCCAACAACAUGAUUCACCAAGUGCCAAUUAAGUCACUUCCUCAGGAAUGGCUUUGGUGUGAAACCUGGUGUGAUGAUGCGUCUAAAAAGAAAGCCAAAACUAUAGAUCUGUGCAAUAACCCACAAACAAAAGAGCCGAAGCUGCAGGCUGCUGUACGUAUAGUAGGUGAGUGGAGCGACUAUGACCAGGAGAUAAAGAGAAUCUACAACAACUUCCUGGAUGAGAAAGAAAGAGGCACCUUAGAAGGCUAUCAGUCAACAGACAGAAAACACCCAGGUGGUGUUACACACUCAGAGCUCUGAGCUGAGGCACUGCAACUGAAGAACAGGGGACUCUGUUCAAAGAGUCGUCUCUUUUUCAACCUUUUUAAAACCAAGCCUAUCCUCCAGGAAUGGGUUGACAUUCGUGCUGAACUUGACUUGAACAGAAUUCAUGCAAAAUUCUUGCGUUUGUACCUGAGGUUUUUGAGGAAAUCACACGGACAGACAAAAGCUCCUCUUUCUAGGUAAUUUUAAUAUUGAACCUCAAAUAAAGAUGCAAUAAAAAACAAACAAACAAACAAACAAAAAACAGUUUCACUAGAGCAGAAAGACUGCAGUCGUACAGUAGGGAAUGAUUUAAUUAAAUAAAUAACUGCAUGUGCUCAAUUUUAUUAAUAAAACCGAUUUCAUAAACAUUUCUUUUUUACUGUAACAUUAGGCAAUGACUCAUUUUCAUGAAAAUGAUUAGUAAAUCAUGAAAUUUGAGUUGCAGAAUGUUUUUUUAAGGCCACUCAUGCUAAUGAAAAAAUUAAUGUCCUAACAGUUGGACUUAAAAGCACAGAUCAUUUCCUUUGACGAAUCACAGUCCAGUUAAAGACUUGCUUUAAAUGAUGUUUUUGAUAAACAAGUCAGUGCUAGCCUGGAAAGGUUUUGAGUUGUUUUUCAUACUAUGUAGUUUCACAAAAUGUGUAAAAUCGAAUUGCUCAUCAAAAGACUUUGAACUCAGGAACAAGUCGUCAGUUGAUUUAGUCGUAGCUAAAGAUUUAGUUUUGUUAACUUCACAGGAGGGAACUUUAAUUUGCUGAAAAUUUUCUCUGGGCAACGAAAAGCUUGUUGCAACAUAAUGUUGGUUUGUACGCUGCAAAAAAAAAAGUGUUUCUAACGUUCUAGUCCAAAUAUUUAAAGGUUCUUAAAUCAAGAAGCAUUUCCUGCACAAGUAAAAUAAAAUAUGGUUUGGUUUUCAUAAAUACUUGGUCAAAAUUGAAUGAGUUUUUCCUUAAAACAACCUAAAUAAUGUUGGUGGGGCAAGUAAAAUAAUAUGAAUUCAAAAAUAAUAUAAAUUUUUUAAUUAUUUAGCGCUUCUAAAAGAACACUCAUUCAAUUUGUACCAAUUAUUUAAAAAAAAAAACAAGCCAUAUAUAUUUUUUUUACUUGUAAACUACUUUUAGCUUUUUUUUUUUUUUCUUCCUGAUUUGGGACUACAAAUAAAACUAAGUGUUUUUUUAUUUUUUGCAGUGCACAGUAGUUACACUUUAAAAUGAUUUAUAGUAGCAGCAGCCGCUUUGAAUGUUAACACUCGACUGAAUGGCCGUUAUCAGUGGUUAUCAACUGAUAGAUAUGGGCCAGUAGGUUACAAUUCAUCCACAUGGUUAAUCAGCUAUACUUGUACUUAAAACUCCAGAUCUGUUUUUACAGUACAUGUUACGGUAGGGUGUAGUGUUGAAGUAAGGGUAGAAGUUAAUAAUUAAAUACAAUUAAUGGGAAAUUUACUAAAUAAUAUACAUGAUUAUCGUGGUUAAUCAACUAUGCUAAUAGAGAAGACGCCAGAUCCAGAUCUGUUUUUACAUUACUGUGACGGUUGGGUUUAGUGUUGGUGUAGGGGUAAAAUACAAAUUGAUGGGAAAUUUAGAAAACAAUUUAAAUAAUUUUCGUUAACUUCCAGCCACAGCAGUAUGUGAUCUACAGCUGAUUAACCAUGAGGAUGGAUGAAAACAGCCUUCUGAGCCUACUAGUAGGUGCAAAAGGCCCCUAUUCGCCAAUAUCUGUCAACUGAUAAUCACUGAUAACGCCCAUUCAGUCGAGCGAUAACAUUCGAAUUGGCUGAUAGCAUUCAGUUAAUAAAACUCAAAAGUCAACUCUAAAGUCAGUAGUCCCUACAGGAUUGAAAUCAUGGCUGUAGAGUAUUAUGAGGGCAAAGGGGAAAAAAUCUACUUUUUAGCAGACAUUGCUUACAGGUUUACAGGUUGUUGGAAUUGUUUUUUGUUCGUUUUAAUGUCACUCAACUCAAAGAUGUGGUGAUCUUGUCUGAUUGUCACCUAUGCUUAUUACAAUUCGUUUCUGUGGUAUUGCUCUUUUAGGUUUUGAGAAUGGCCUCUGUUGACCACUAUAUGUUGGUUUAUAAUCCAUGAAAUGAGAUUUAAGUAAUACAGAUGUGUUGCAUCUUGAGCGAUUAGCUGGAAAAAUCACCUGGCAAUAGAGCCCAGUGUUUCAGUAAUAUCAGAUUUUAAAUGGAAAAUUGGGUUUGCGCAGUGCCUUGUGCUUUAUUCUGUUUGAGAGGUACAUUACAGUCUUGUGGUUUGUCUACUCUCUGCUGUUUUUUAUGGAGUAUAUUCAAUAUGGGGAAGAUGAACUGAUUUAGUCAAUGCUAUGAUACUUUGGAAUAUACUGUAAGAGUAAUUGUGGGAUGACAAUAUUUUGUAAUAAAAGAUGUACCAAAUGGUA